CAGUCCCACCAUCUACUGAGCACCUGGAAGCAGGAUACAGUAACAAGGCUGCUUUUCCAUUAGAACAUCGUACAUUAUGGAAUACACAGAGCUAGCCAGAUCAGCUGCUGAUAAUUUGCUUUCAUACAGCAAGGACCAGAGCGGUUGGAAACUCUGCAAGAGAACUGGAGGAGUUACUGUGCACUGGAGGCCGUCGUCUGAAUUUACCGGAAACCUAUACAAGGGCGAAGCUAUUAUUCCUGCAAAACCAGAACACCUUUGGGAAUGUUUGAAGCCAGAGCCUGGCGGAUUGAGAGUUAAAUGGGAUCAUAACGUAGAGGAAUUCCAGCUUAUAGAAAAGAUUACAGACGAUAUAUCUGUUUGCCGAACUGUAACACCGUCGGCUGCGAUGGGUAUUAUUGCUCCAAGAGAUUUCGUAGAUGUAGUGCUAAUUAAACGUUAUGAAGACGGGAGUAUUACAUCGAAUGCAACAAAUGUGACACACCAAGACUGUCCUCCCCAGCGAAGCUUUGUCAGAGGAUUUAACCAUGCAUGUGGCUGUUUCUGUGUGCCAGUUCCUGGAGAGCCAGAAAAAACCCAACUGCUGAGCUUCUUUCAGACAGAUCUUAGUGGAUAUCUUCCGAAAUCUGUGGUAGAAUCAUUUUUCCCAUACAGCAUGACUAAUUUCUACAGCAACCUUACAAAAGCUGUCAAGGAGCUCAAAGUAUGAUGCCAAAACAUUCAGCAGCAACCUGUACAAGAAGUUUGUGUGCGAUGGAGCUAGUAAUGCAGUAUAUGACACACAUAUUUAUAAUUUAAUUUUGAAGAGAGAGAGUUCUUUUACCUUUUAGGUUCGUAUAUACAUUGAUUUCUUGUGCCAGAAAGCGUUUGAUUAUUUUUACUCUUUUACUUUACUCUUUUACUUUGCUCCUUAGUGUUCACACCCAUAUUUUUAUAUCUCGAUUUUAGUUGUAAUUAUAUGCUCUACCAGCAAUAGCCAUAUAACCCAUUAUGUAGCAUAUG
Molecule: messenger RNA, 1002 nt
Organism: Pelobates fuscus (common spadefoot toad)
Lineage: Eukaryota; Metazoa; Chordata; Amphibia; Anura; Pelobatidae
Gene: STARD5
Product: StAR related lipid transfer domain containing 5
Exons: 6
Coding region: 77-709 (210 amino acids)
Biological process (GO): cholesterol import
Molecular function (GO): cholesterol transfer activity; cholesterol binding
Source: RefSeq, a predicted model, not a curated record